Molecule: messenger RNA, 950 nt
Organism: Stomoxys calcitrans (stable fly)
Lineage: Eukaryota; Metazoa; Arthropoda; Insecta; Diptera; Muscidae
Product: glutathione S-transferase 1
Exons: 4
Biological process (GO): glutathione metabolic process
Molecular function (GO): glutathione transferase activity
Source: RefSeq, a predicted model, not a curated record
UCGUAAAUCGCUUAAUUGCUCUACGGAAUGUUUAUUGAAAAUCUUACUUAUAGGUCUAAAACCAUUAAAUUUUAACUUUUUUUGACAACUAUGAGUAAAAAUCGUGUAAAAAAUCACCUCGUUGUGUGGAGUUCAAACAUAUUUGCUAAAAAAUAAUACGGAUUGUUUAAUAACCCAUGUGAAAACAUCCGCCGAGGUCUAUCAAAAUGUAUUCUUAAGUCUUCACCCAAUACGCUUGGCGGAUCAGAUAAGAUAAUCCCCCCUCUAUAGAAAGUUUGAUUUCAAUAGUCAUGGCAUCCAAACCAAUUCUGUAUGGCACCUAUACCAGCCCCGGUGUAAAUGCUGUCAUCAUUACCUUCAAAUUACUUAAAGUCGAUUUUGAUUUUUGCUUAGUGCGGCCCAUGGAGGGAGAAAGUGGCAUGCCCGAAUAUUUAAAGAAAAAUCCCACCGGUACCAUACCCGCUUUGAAGACUGAAGAUCAGCGGUUCUUAGGUGAUUCACAUGCCAUUACAGCCUAUAUUGUGGAUCGUUAUGGCAAUGCUAGGGAUGAUGAUGGCUCCCUAUAUCCCCGAGAUUUGUAUAAGCGUGCCAAAGUUCAACAACUUCAACAUUUUGCUGAUAGCAUACUCUUUGCCACAUGUGUCAAACCCGCCUUUGCUCCUAUAUUUUCCCGCUUAUCCAAUACAGUGUCGGAAGAGAUACUCAAAAAUUUCGAUAAAGCUUAUGCCAUGAUGGAAAGAUUUUUGGUGGAACACAAAUGGCUGGCAGCUGAUCAUAUGACCAUAGCCGAUAUCAAUUGUAUUACCUGCAUGUAUGGAUUGUAUUACUUGCAGCCUUUUACGCAAGAAACACAUCCACUUCUGCACGAUUGGUUUCAGAGAAUAAUGCAAAUAUCGGAGGUUUAUGAUACUUUGAUGGGUAAUUCUGUGGCGACUUCUUUAAAUUUUCUA